AUGCUCGACCAAACUGCUGCCAACUUUGCAAGCUUCACCACAACCGCCAUCACAGCUACACUCCAUGCCAUGCCUUCCACUAUACCUGCCAUCAUACCUGCCACCAUACCUGUCCCAAUACCCGUGUCCACAAGCACAAGCACAAAUGUGCACAUGGACACAGAUUUUCUCCUGGAGGAGAGGAAUCGAAAGAAUCGCGCUGCCGUUGCCAAAACACGGGCAAAACAGAAAGCUUUGGCCCGCUCCUUGGAGGAAAAGCUUGUGGGGCGAAAGAAGGAGAACGAGGAGCUCCGAAGGACCCUUGUGGGGUUAAAGCAAGAGGCGGAGGAGCUGGAGGGGCUCCUUCGCCUCUCAGAAAUAUUACAUCUUUGCGAGCAGUCGGGAUCAUUUUCUCCACUGCUCGAAUUUGAUUUCGAGAAUAAAUCAAUUUGA
Messenger RNA from Phycomyces blakesleeanus NRRL 1555(-), 432 nucleotides. RefSeq names its product basic-leucine zipper transcription factor. Gene Ontology annotation, molecular function: DNA-binding transcription factor activity. The transcript has 2 exons. Gene Ontology annotation, biological process: regulation of DNA-templated transcription. Bases 1 to 432 code for a protein of 143 amino acids. The record is from RefSeq and is a predicted model, not a curated record. NCBI's taxonomy places the organism in Eukaryota, Fungi, Mucoromycota, Mucoromycetes, Mucorales, Phycomycetaceae.